Molecule: messenger RNA, 2411 nt
Organism: Impatiens glandulifera
Lineage: Eukaryota; Viridiplantae; Streptophyta; Magnoliopsida; Ericales; Balsaminaceae
Product: beta-galactosidase 17
Exons: 20
Coding region: 15-2222 (735 amino acids)
Biological process (GO): carbohydrate metabolic process
Cellular component (GO): vacuole
Molecular function (GO): beta-galactosidase activity
Source: RefSeq, a predicted model, not a curated record
ACCUCUCAAAAUACAUGAGGAUCGGCGCUGGCCUGAACUUAAAGAGUAAAGGAGGCCAACCGGCGAUUUUUACCGGCGAUCGAUCGUUAGCCAUGGCGAGACGGAGAGGCAUCAGAACAACUACUGCAAUCUUCUUCUUCUUCUUUCUCUCCAUUGUAGCAGUUGGAACUUUCUCCCUUGCCUUUUCUCCCCUCCCUUCUCUCACCUCUCAUUCUCCUAGCAGACUCUCCAGCAAGCUCGUGCCGAAGGAGAAGCUUCUGUUAGAUGAUAAGGUGCGAAAAAGGAAAAAGGUUAAUGUCCAGAAGUUUGAGAUUGCAGAUGACAAGUUCUGGAAGGAUGAGAAGCCUUUCCAAAUUAUUGGCGGGGACCUGCACUAUUUUCGGGUUCUUCCUGAGUACUGGGAAGAUAGGUUGUUGAAGGCAAAGGCAUUGGGUUUGAACACCAUUCAAACUUACGUCCCGUGGAAUUUGCACGAACCUAAAAAAGGCCAACUACUUUUUAAGGGUAUCGCAGAUAUUGUGUCAUUUCUAAAACUCUGUCAGAAGCUGGAUUUACUGGUUAUGCUCCGACCAGGGCCGUAUAUAUGUGCAGAAUGGGAUUUGGGAGGUUUUCCUGCGUGGCUACUUGCAAAAGAACCACCUCUCAGACUAAGGUCAUCAGAUCCUGCUUUCCUUAAACUGGUUGAGAGCUGGUGGGGAACUCUAUUUACACUUGUAGCUCCUCUCCUUUAUGACAAUGGAGGCCCUAUCAUAAUGGUUCAGAUUGAAAACGAAUUUGGUUCCUAUGGAGAUGACCAAGAUUAUCUUCAUUACCUUGUCAAAUUAGCUCGUGGCUACCUUGGAAAUAAUACAAUUUUAUACACUACUGAUGGAGGUGCAAGGGAAAAUCUUGAAAAAGGAACAAUUCGUGGGGAUGCUGUAUUUUCAGCUGUUGACUUCACUACUGGUGAUAAUCCAUGGCCUAUUUUCAAGUUGCAAAAAGAAUUCAAUGCACCUGGGAAAUCACCUCCACUUUCUGCAGAAUUCUACACGGGCUGGCUCACACAUUGGGGAGAAAAAAUAGCCACGACUGAUGCCCGCUCUACUGCAGCAGCCCUGGAAGAAAUACUGUCAAGAAAUGCUUCAGCUGUACUUUAUAUGGCACAUGGUGGAACAAACUUUGGAUUUUAUAGUGGUGCGAACACAGAUGCAAACAAUGAAUCUGCUUACAAGCCUGAUCUUACUUCCUAUGACUAUGAUGCACCUAUUAAAGAAUUCGGUGAUGUGGACAAUGCAAAGUUUAAAGAAUUACAGAAGGUUAUAAGUAGAUAUACCAAAAAAUCAAUUCCACCACUUCCUGCUGAUAUUGGAAAGAUGGGAUAUGGACGCAUUAAGUUGCAUAAAACUGCUUUCUUGCUUGAUAUACUUAACACAACAAACACGAUUGUUGCUGUUAAAUCUGAAAGCCCAAAUUCAAUGGAAUCUGUAGGCCAGAACUCCGGGAUUGUAUUAUAUGCUUCUGAAUAUGAUCCAAGUCCCAAGGGGAAUUACCUAUCUAUUCCGAAGGUGCAUGACAGAGGUCAAGUAUUCAUCUUGUGUCCUGAAAAAUAUCCUGAAAGACGGACAUAUGUUGGUACAAUAGAGAGAUGGUCCAACAAUGAUCUUUAUAUUCCACAUACUCAAUGCCCAUCCAAAGUUACCUUAUACAUACUGGUUGAAAAUAUGGGUCGAGUGAACUAUGGGGCUUAUAUAUUUGACAGGAAGGGGAUUCUUUCUUCUGUUUAUCUAGAUGGAAAAGAACUGAAUGGGUGGAAAAUGACACCUGUCCCUCUACCCAACUUAAAUGAUAUGCUGAAUUUUGAUCACAUUCUUCCAGUUCUACAUUCACGAAUCAUUCAAUCAUUUAAACACAACUCAGGUAACUUCACAAAAGAGCCAGCAUUUUACAGUGGUCGAUUUACAAUUAUAAAGAAAGAUCAAGUUAAAGACACAUUCCUGUCAUUCCGUGGCUGGGGUAAAGGCAUUGUCUUUGUCAAUGAUUUUAAUUUAGGAAGAUUUUGGCCGUCACUUGGACCGCAAUGUAAUCUAUAUCUUCCUGCUCCAAUCCUUAAACACGGAGAAAAUACAGUGGUGAUUCUUGAGCUAGAAUCUGCAAGCAGUGAACUUACGAUUACAUCAGUUGAUCAACCAGACUUCACUUGUGGCUCGAGUAGGAUUGGAGGAGUUCGUAUAGCUAGUUUGUGAAUUAAUCGAAUCAAACAAUUGAUGCCUCUCCUUCUUUCGACUCCUUGAGAUUUUACACAUAAAUUUCCAGGUUAGACCAUUUUCAUUUUUUUUGAAUAAUGUUGCUGUUAAUGUUGUAAGAUAAUCAAAAUGACUUGUAAAUUGUAACUUAAUAUAUUUUUUCUGAAAAUGUAAAAUUUUAUUAAACUA